UAGAGUAGAGUACAGUAGUAAUGAAAGGACAGAAAGCCUAUGCGGUUGUGUUUGUGAUACAAGCCAUAUAUGCUGCCAUGUUUCUUCUAUCAAAAGCAGCAUUCGAUCAUGGCAUGAACAAUUUCAUCUUUGUCUUUUACAGACAGGCCAUUGCAACCCUUUUUCUCAUCCCUUUUGCUCUCUUCUUCGAAUGGAAAACUGCGCCGCCUUUGCCUUUCGUCACCUUCUGCAAGAUCUUCCUCCUUUCAUUCUGUGGCAUUACUUUGAGCUUGGAUGUGUAUGGUAUUGGUCUUAUGUACACGUCAGCAACGUUGGCUGCUGCUACCACAAACUGUCUUCCAGUUAUCACCUUCUUCUUGGCGCUCUUACUCGGGAUUGAAAGCUUGAAAGUAAAGACAGCAGCGGGGAUUGCUAAGCUGAUAGGCAUUGGUGCAUGCUUGGUUGGUGCAGCAACUCUUGCCUUUUACAAGGGUCCUCAUUUGGAAUUUCUAAGCCACUAUCACAUUCUAAAUUAUCAUAAAACCCAACAACACCAAGGUCAUGCUCAAUCUCAUACAUGGAUAAGGGGCUGCUUCUUCAUGCUCCUCUCCAAUACCUUUUGGGGGAUGUGGCUUGUGCUACAGGGUUUUGUCAUAAAAGGUUAUCCUUCCAAGCUUCUUUUCACAACUCUUCAGUGUUUCUUAAGUUCAAUUCAAUCUUUUGUCAUUGCCUUGGCCGUAGAAAGGAACAUCGACGAAUGGAAACUGGGUUGGAAUCUCAGGCUCCUAUCCGUAGUAUACUGUGGGGUUAUGGUGACCGGUGUCACAUAUUACUUACAGACAUGGGUUAUAGAAAAGAAAGGACCUGUGUUUCUAGCAAUGUCAACACCACUUAACCUCAUUAUCACAAUCUUCGCCUCUGCAAUUAUCUUGGGCGAGAUAAUCACUUUGGGGAGCCUUUUAGGAGGGUUGGCAUUGGUUGUAGGACUGUACAGUGUGCUGUGGGGAAAAAGCAGGGAGCAAAUGCCCAAAGCCUCACAAGACUUGGAGCAAACAUCGGUUUAGUUGGAGUGAGCUAGGUCAGCUAGCCCCACAUAUGAUUGUGAUUAUAUUUUUGCUUUUUCUUCUUUUGGCAAAAGAUAAAUUGUCACAAAUAUAAUAUAUAUUAGAUGUGAAGAAAGCAAUAUAGUUUGGAAUGUUGCAAAAAUUUUGGCAACAGUAGUUGACUAACAUGAUAUAUGAUUUUGCCUAAAAUCAUGGAUCAAUUAUUUCCACUACGGUUA
Molecule: messenger RNA, 1261 nt
Organism: Arachis duranensis
Lineage: Eukaryota; Viridiplantae; Streptophyta; Magnoliopsida; Fabales; Fabaceae
Product: WAT1-related protein At5g64700
Cellular component (GO): plasma membrane
Molecular function (GO): transmembrane transporter activity
Source: RefSeq, a predicted model, not a curated record